Molecule: messenger RNA, 1371 nt
Organism: Closterium sp. Naga37s-1
Lineage: Eukaryota; Viridiplantae; Streptophyta; Zygnematophyceae; Desmidiales; Closteriaceae
Source: the annotation of a GenBank genome assembly
AUGCCCAUGAGGCCCGCCGCCUUUCUGGAGGUGUACGUGGACCAAUUAGAGGGGCUUGAUCUCAGCGCCCUUUGCGCCGCGAAUCGCGUUAGCGGUGCGUCGCUGUGCGUGCGGCUGACGGUAACAGCGGGCCACAGAUGCUUAGGAGUGGCACAAACGAAACCCGUGAAUCCCGGAGAAAGCAGUUGCGUCGUGUUCAACGAGCUUCUUCAGAUCGCAAUAUUCGAGCAGCACGUGGACAUACGCGUUGGAGUAGUUUCCGCAGAGGAGUCGAUCGCUCUCCACCGCACCGACAGUCAGACUAAUGAUCUCACAGGGGCUUUCCUCGCGGCGGCGCAGCUGCCUACGUCAGCCAUGGCGUCAGCAUUGAUCGAUGGGAGUCGCUGCGACGCAGACACCCCUGCGACUUCAACGCUCUGGACGGCGCCGGAUACGGCGCCAGUCGCGGCGUGGGCUCUUUUUGAGCAGCAGAAUUGGCAGAGGGCGCGGCACCCGGCCGCUCUCUCUCUUGACAGCAGCAGAGGAGCGGCAGGGGGAGCGGGUGCUGGAGGGGCAUGUUUGGGCGGAGUGUUUGACAAGGGGGCGCGCAUGGGGUGUUUUGCGGGGUUGGCGGAUCCUCUUUGGCAGCGAGGCUUAUCGCAGGCGAGCGGCGACGACGACGACGAUGACGAAGUGUCGUCCACGUUUCGAGGCGACGGUUCGCUGUCGCACGUACCUGAGCUUGCAGGAGGGGUAGUGUCCAUGGGCGGAGGGCGGGCGCAGGCGUGCGCUUCCCCCACACGGAGCUCCCAGAUACCGCGCAAGUCAGUAGGCAGAGAAGCGGAGAACGCGGAUAUGGCAGUGGACCUUCUUCUUAACGAGCUGCUAGACGCGCAAACGCUGGCGGAACGCGCGGAGGAUUGCGGCGGCGCAACGGGGGGCGGAAGCGUGGAUGGCGCAGAGGAGGGCCAAGGGGAGUUUUGCGGUGGAGCGGAAGAGGGGGAAGGGGAAUCCUGCGGGGGGUUCUGCUGCAGGGGGGAAGCACGGAAGGGCAGGUGCGCGCUGAGCGUGUCACGCCUGUCGCUUCCAUGCGACUUUGACACAGAGGGCGAUUGUGUUGGCGACUGUGACGGCGACUGUGACGACGACUGUGACGGCGACUGUGACGACGACUGUGACGGUGACUGCGACGGUGCGUGUGACGACGGCGGCGACGAUUACGACGGGGAGAAACCACACGACUGGGCUGAGGAUGUCACGGAGAUGCAAGAGGAGGUAAUUCGCGAGUAUUGCCAGCACCACCACCAGCGCCAGCAGAAGCAGCGUGAGCAGGAGACGCACAAGCUAGAGAUCGCUCUGGUCACCUUCAAUCUUCCCACUCUGCCCCUCUAA